GCAAAUUUUGCUAAACUGAGCGUCUGCCAAAAAAAGUAGAAACACUAUCGCUAACAACAGCUAACCAGAAGUACAACUGCGACCUCUACGUUCACCUUCAUCAAAAGAACAAGAAUAAAGAUGGCGCGCACUCGGAAAAACACGUCUAAAGCAGGUCCUCUUGGCUUACCUCUUUGGCUCUGGGCGGUCCUUGGUGCCUCUUGCUUCAUCUUUACCGGGAAAAUCAUCACGCAAUGGGAUACAACGCCAAAGAAGGGGAAAGCUGGUAAGGAGGUUGAUGCAGCAGCCGGAAAAGGAAGAGACGCAGCUUCUAAAGGCAAAUCAAACCCGGAGGAUGACAUCCACAAAGAGUUGGACGAUUUUCAGAAAGAGGUAGAAAAACUGGAAGCUCGUCGAAAGGAGAGAGCCGCGAAGCGAGCAAAUAGUACGGCCGCUACAAGUAACAGCUCCACCUCGUCCACUACAGAAGUUUCAUCGCAGAAUGCUACUUCUCUAGAACAUCAAGUGCUGGAACAAACAACAAGAACAACCAAGAACAACAGCACCUUGGCUGUAAAGGAUGAAACAGCUUCUUCUACCUCAAGAACUGUCGUGGUCGAGGAACAAGUAGUCGAAGACGUUGGGCUUGUAGCUCCUGAAGAAGAGAACAUCAACUCCACAUCGAAUUCUUCUACUUUUUUUCAGAAAGAACAGGAAGAAGAGCGGGAAGAAGACGAUUGGGAUCGCGAGGAUGAGAGAGAUGAUGCUCUGGAGAAAAACCUAUCCACUGAGCUGUUGUUGAAAUUGAGCUUGAAGCUGUAUGAAGCGACCGGUCGGGCUAGCAGUGUUAUGGCGUUGUAAAUGUGUAGUUAAAUAGUGCCAUUAACAACUUUGCUUUCCGUAGACUGCGACAUAAGAAUGCGGAUUAUUUGUUGUUGAAAGAUUACUCCUCCACCUUCCAGUUGGUUGAACAAGAGAAGCUAGCUCAUCUGCAGUCCACUUCCGCAUCCCACUCCCACCUUCUAAAACUAUCGAUUACGACAAUGCAGCUGCAAUUCGACAGGUCUUGACGGAAUUGAAAGUGCUCAGCGACGCUAUCGAAAACGUGAAAACGCCUGUGGUUAGAGGACACUUCUUGCAGGAAAUUCAGAAUGGAAUCGCGGUACUAGUAGUAGCGUCUAUGACAUAGUGUUCCUGUUUAAGCAAUGUUGAGCAACUUAAUGUUCUUGUACAUGACUCGAACUCGCGCCUUUUUUAUGAUACCCCGAAACCCCUUCUUGUUACAUCUUCAUUUUUCAUCACGAACUAAGUACACCCUAUUCCAAAAACUACAACCUCAACCCAGUCAUAUGGAAUGUUGGUAGAAGUCGUACAGGAGCUACUUGCACCACCUCCAGGUAAUUCGUGGCACGGUAAAGCAAAAGAUGAUGGAUGAAAGCGUCUUAGAUGACGCCGAGAUGGCCGAACUACUGGAGAUGAUUGCGCAGCAAGAAAGCUACACCUAUGAUCAACCCGAGUACUGGGAGAGACACUACAGUACUACAUCAGUUAUUUCCAUCAGCUGGAAAAUAUUGAGAGAGAGGCAUUACAGUACUUAUCUUCUUGCAUCACGAAUACGACCUGCUACACCUAGAAGUACUCGCGGCAUUCACUCAGUCAGUGUCAAUUACAGUUUGACUGAGACAUUGACUAUGUCGCAUUCGUGGUCUACUUCUUGAUCGUCUGUAACUAGGUAAUAAAAAAAAUCAAAAAUCUUGUUUAUGAUUCCAUCACAAUAAGCGUUCACAUCCAGCACGAGUACAUCCACAUGAAUUCUACUUACAAGAAGGUAACGCGAAUGCUUCUGAGUGGUAUUUUUCAGCGACUGAGAAGCUGGAGCCCUUCUCUAUGACAGACGCAGUACCAUGGAACCCACGGACUGGAAUCGACGUCACGUCUGUCCUACUUGGUCCUGGGGCAAAGAACAGUACAACGAUUUCGCCCAAUGCAAAUUCUAACAACUCGGCUACUGAAUCUGGUGCAGGAGACGAAAAAGAUGAAAAAGUGAUGAUGUUACGGCGGCGGAUUCGACUUCUUCUGCUUUUCUUCUAAACAUUUUUGAAUUUGAAUGACACUACAAGGAAAGUUCUUAUUAUAAAAACGUGAAUAAUCUCGAUCUCCUCUAGCGUGGUUCAUCUCGUCUGUUUUUUUAUAUCCACAACCUACCGUGAUCGUGAAUCAAUCAUGUUGUUCUAAUCUUCCCUACUAGCCUUAUCUAGGAUAAUAUCGAUUUUCUUGUUCAUCCACAACCUACCGUGAAUCAUGUUGAUGUUCUAAUCUCCACUAGCCUGAUCGACUUUUUUGGACCGAAAGGCCCACUACAUGCAGAAGUUGGAGGAAAGGAUGCGAAGAUUCUGAUCCUAGGAUGUGGGAGGUCAGAGCUGAGCAAACUCUUGGUAACCUCCACAGAGAACGAGGAGAACGGUGCUCCCUUUUACAUUCCUGCGAAUGUGCUGGGCGUUGAUGUGAGCACAACUCUGAUUGAAAACAUUAUGAUGUUGGACACACUUCAUCUCCAAUACUAUAACUAUGUAUUAGGUCGUGCUUCUGAUUAUGUUAAUGUAGAAGUACUAAUCCACCUAUAAUAGUUGCACUUUCAGAUGCAGCUGCAGCAGCUGGUGGGGUUGCCAACGUGUACUAGCUUCCGUGAAAAUAGCACUUCUAAUUCCCUGCGUCGCGAGCAUCCUGGAUUGCGUUACGAGGUUGCGGAUGCGACAGAUCUGAAGACACUUAUCCCGAAAAACGGCAGUUUCGAUAUCGUCUUCGAAAAAGGAACCUUGGAUGCCGUAGAACAAAGCCCGCAGAUGUAUCAAGGAAUCUUAUGGCAUUGGCAUUGAAACGAAUAGAUCUUAACUCUCCUCCUCGUUUAAUACGUUGAGGACAUGCAGCUGCAAAUGAACUACCUAUCGUAAAUUUGAGCAGGACAUGCAGUUGCAAAUGGACUACCUAUCGUAAAUAAACCUUCAUGGCAGUAGUUAUUGACCUUAAUACAUCAGCGUAAUGAAAAUUAGUAGGGGAGAACUUGGGCUACUCCUAUUUAACCUGAACGUACUAGAAAGAACUCGAAAGGUUUCUACUGAAGCACAUAGAAAGCGAAAGCGUCUAGUUCGAUAGUGGACACAUCGUUCUAAAAAGAGCUGCUGAGGCGGUACGCGUGCUGGGAGGUGGUAACGCAGCCACGAAAGAGAAUGCAGCAGGCAGUAAGAAGAAGUUUUUCGUCUCUGUAUCUUUGAGGGAUACGGUUCUUGAAUCUUCCCACGAUCAAUUCGGAGAAAACUUCAAGGACUGCAAAGUUAAGCUGCAAGGUCGUUCUUUAUUCAUCUUGACUUUUUACUGCUCGACAUGAUUUAUUUUAUUAUUCGUGACUUUUUUUCAAAUUGUUCAACGAUCUCCAAUUUCAAGAGGGCGAUGAUCACGCUGUUCUCUCUUCCUUCUCAAAGAAGAGUUGAAAAAGAAGACGGAGAUGCAAGGGAUAGAGAAGAUGAAGGGAAGUAUAACAGUCAGCACGGGUCUCCUCGAUUAAGUAGUUUCUCUCUUAAUCUCUAAAACAACGAUUAUCGUGAAUCGUGCGCGCCAAGGCCACAAGGAAGAGGUUCGAUCCGCAGGCGUCUUUUUGAAGUGGUGUGAAAUCUAGAGAAUAUAUUUUGAUACUUAUCCUCUAGAAGCAAUCUUCCUUAUCGGACUUGGAUGAAGACGUCGACCUAAUUAAGUAAUCCUCAAACGCGAACCUAAAACCUGUAUUUAUUAGGACUGCUCGAAGUCGAAAGCACUUGGAACGACCACAUGCUUCCGACUGGAUUGAACAUACCAGUACUAGAAACAUAGAAAUCUGGAAGUGAAAAAUCGAUUAGAGCAGGUUCCGAGAAUUUGAAAAAAGAUUUAAAAACCUCAUAGACGAAAGUCAAAGUGUUUGGAUCAAGGUACUAUCGUUACUACCAUGUUUGCAUAAACCAUAAACUAACAAGAACUUAGUCUACCAGAAAAUAAGUCACUUGUUGGAGCUGGAGGUUGUCUGCGUUUUUGAGCAAGUAGUACACCAAAGCUCAAGAAGUACUUCUAGAAGCGUAAACAUAGAUACAACUGCCAAGAAAAAAGUAGCCUAAGGAGCUAGAUGAACAUGAAACACUCUCCCAAGUUACAAAAAAAGAUAUAAUACUCAUGGUCAUCAUGAUGUACAAGAAACAUAAGUCAUAUUAUUCGUCAACAGCAUAUUGUACACUGAUGUUCUCAUUGGUGGACAUUAGCUUUUAAAGUCUGUGUAUAACUUGUUGUAGAAAACAGAAAACGAAGCAGAUCAUGUGGGAGAUAAGAAAUCAAUCGAGGACAGCAUUCAAAAGACGUAGUGUUCAAAAAAGCCACAGCCAACAGACGAAC
Molecule: messenger RNA, 4392 nt
Organism: Amoebophrya sp. A25
Lineage: Eukaryota; Dinophyceae; Syndiniales; Amoebophryaceae
Source: the annotation of a GenBank genome assembly